This is a messenger RNA of Pistacia vera, 1642 nucleotides long. Its product is annotated as probable WRKY transcription factor 7. The transcript has 3 exons. The record is from RefSeq and is a predicted model, not a curated record. Gene Ontology annotation, biological process: regulation of DNA-templated transcription. Gene Ontology annotation, molecular function: sequence-specific DNA binding; DNA-binding transcription factor activity. NCBI's taxonomy places the organism in Eukaryota, Viridiplantae, Streptophyta, Magnoliopsida, Sapindales, Anacardiaceae. The coding region runs from base 152 to 1228 and encodes 358 amino acids.
CUUUAGCGUUCUUUCUUUUACUUUUUAUUUUUUUAAUUUUUUAAUUUCUCUUCUUUUGCUUUCUUUCAUCAUCAUUUUUUCUUCUCCUUGUAAAACAAGCCCUGCCUGUAACUAUAAAGAUUCAAAUAUACCCUUUUGCUAUUUUCAGUGCAUGGUGUUAAAAGAAAUGGCUGUGGAGCUUAUGAUGGGUUAUGGUUGCGCUGAUAGUUUUGCAGCAUCAACCCGAAUGGAAGAGAGUGCUGUACGGGAAGCUGCAUCUGCUGGUAUGCAGAGCAUUGGUGAGUUCAUCAGAUUAUUGUCUCGAAAUCAAGUCCCCGAACAACAUUUUCCAGAAGCCUCCUCUUCUUCAAGUCUUGAACCUGACAAAGAAAUCAAGGUUGCUGCCGAAGUGGCUGUUAACAAUUUUAAGAGAGUUAUUUCUUUACUGGAUCGACCAAGGACUGGCCACGCUAGAUUCAGAAGAGCACCUUUGAGUCCUCCACCUGUUAUUCCUCAGAAAGAACAAAAACAAGUUCCAGAACCGGGGCCGUCUGUUCUAUCUAUUAAUCAUCAAUCAAACGAACAAGGUUCUGCUUUUAAGGUCUAUUGUCCUACACCAAUUCAUCGUUUGCCUCCUUUACCUCAUAAUCACCACCCACAUCAGAUUCAUAAGACUCCUUCUGUGGCGGUGACCAAGACUGUGUAUACAGAGAGAAGUGAUGCGCCAACUACUAUCAAUUUUUCACCUUCAACUUCUUUCAUUUCCUCGCUUACUGGGGAUACUGAUAGCAUACAGCCUUCUUUUUCCUCUGGAUUUCAAUUCACUACUCCUUCACAUGUUUCAUCAGUUGGUAAGCCGCCUUUAUCUUCGUCUUCACUUAAAAGGAAGUGCAAUUCCAUGGAUGAUGCUGCUCUAAAGUGUGGUUCAUCUUCUGGCCGCUGCCAUUGCUCCAAGAAAAGGAAAUCAAGGGUUAAGAGAGUUGUUAGAGUCCCUGCGAUUAGCUCCAAGAUGGCUGAUAUUCCACCUGAUGAUUUCUCUUGGAGAAAGUAUGGCCAGAAACCCAUCAAAGGUUCCCCUCAUCCAAGGGGAUAUUACAAAUGUAGUAGUGUUAGAGGAUGCCCAGCACGUAAACAUGUAGAACGCGCACUUGACGAUCCAAUGAUGCUGAUUGUGACAUACGAAGGUGAUCACAAUCACUCUGUGGCAAUACAUGAUGCGCCUGCUGCUAUGGUGUUGGAAUCGUCUUAGUCAACUCAUCAAAGGGCCAAGAUGAGAAAUUUGAAAAUUGAAUCACAACCCCUCCAAAAGUGGGAAAUUGGAGUAGAUGAAGCAAUCACUACCGUGCUCAGAUAGUCAACGAAGAUGCUGGGCUUUGUCUUCAAGAAAGAAAGAAGAUUGAUUAUUAGGUUACCUAGCGCUGUUUAAAAAAACCAAUAUAGGAUUCCUUGUUUCUGGUUUCUCUCUUUUUGUUGAAGACUUUGUUAAAAAGGAAAAAGAAAUAGGAAAGCGUAGAAAUUGUUUGAUUUUGUGGGAGUUGAAUCUUGCAAACACAAGUAGUGGGUUUUUUUCUAUAAUUAUUUUAUUUCUUAAUGCUCUUAUACUCAACUCUCAGAUCAGAUGGAAUUUUGCUUUUAAUAUAUAUGGUGGUGGAUCUUGCUUUAA